GUCCCGUUAACUUAGCUUUAAGGGCUUUUCUCACAGCAGCCUAAACAUACGUGAGAAACCAAGAUGCAGGUCCUCUGACCUCCACAGACUGGACCUGGAUGACAUAAAAACUCCUUUGGCAUAUGAGCAAAAUUUCGUGCAAUAAGUAGCCUGAUCUAAGCUUCUUGGUGUUGUUUUGGUGCUAAACUUGUUUCAAAGUUGUGCCUUACAAAUUUCUUAUUUUUGGCAGUAUCCUUCCUGCCCAGACAUGGGUCCACUUAAAACGGAUCAAAACUCGAAACUUGCUGUCAGAAAUGAGCUAUUUAAGGGUCUGAAGGCUAUGGUCAUAGUAGUCUGCUUGGUAUUAUCACUGACUUCAGUGGCAUUUUGCUUCUUUCUGAAUUUCAAAGCAUCAGAGCUGCAGGAUAGAGUCACAUUAUUAGAGAACGAGAAAGGGAGAUUUAACAUGCCUGCAUCUGCUGCAACUUUUCUGAGUGAGGAUGGCACCAUGCCCCUUUUCCUACAGAAUAAGCUUGAUCGUCUGCUGCAAGAGAGAUUAGAGGAGCACCUGGGUAAGAGGCGGAUUGUUAGAGAAGCACAGGCCAACUGCAAUUGCCCACCAGGUUUGUGA
Protopterus annectens (West African lungfish) is the source of this 610-nucleotide messenger RNA. Its product is annotated as collagen alpha-1(XXV) chain-like. Bases 248 to 610 code for a protein of 120 amino acids. The transcript has 2 exons. The record is from RefSeq and is a predicted model, not a curated record. NCBI's taxonomy places the organism in Eukaryota, Metazoa, Chordata, Ceratodontiformes, Protopteridae.